Schistocerca piceifrons (Central American locust) is the source of this 702-nucleotide messenger RNA. RefSeq lists its product as uncharacterized. The record is from RefSeq and is a predicted model, not a curated record. The transcript has 2 exons. NCBI's taxonomy places the organism in Eukaryota, Metazoa, Arthropoda, Insecta, Orthoptera, Acrididae. Bases 1 to 702 code for a protein of 233 amino acids.
AUGUUUCCAGAAAAAUUGAAGACAGCAAAAAAUACUCAAUUUCAUGGAAAAAAUACACAACAUGGAUUCCAAAAAUCGAAAUCUACUGUGAAUGCUAGCUUUGCAUUUCUAAAUGAAGCCUUAAAUGCAAUAGACAGUAAAGAGCAUAUCUCAGCCAUUUUUCUAGACCUCUCUAAUGCAUCUGAUGUCAUCAGUCACAACAUCUUGCUUAAGGAACUUGAAUCUGUAGGUACUAGGGGCCCAGCCCAUGAAUGGCUAAAAUCAUAUCUCCAAAAUAGAGAGCAAGUAGCUGUGCUUCCUAUGCAAGAAGGGAACAAGAUAAAGUACUACUGCUCAGAGAAGCACAGUGUACUACAAGACUCCAUUCUAGGACCAAUUCUGUUUCUACUCUUUGUAAAUGACUUGGAUCCAACCAGUCCACACCAUAAUUACAUAAAAUUUGCAGAUGAUACAAUUGUAAUGAUAAAAGAAAGGACCAGAGAAGAAUUACUGCAUGAGAUUAAGAAGUGUACCACCCACAUUACAGAUGGGUUUUCUGUAAACAAUUUAGUAAUAAACACAGAAAAAACAGUUACAAUGCACUUACACAUAGUGGAGAAUAAAUAUCCACUAAUACGAGACAUAGAGUUGUUUUCCAGAGCCUUUGAAAAUGUAAGCUCUACAAAACUUCAUGGAAUAUUGAUCCAGGAAGAUCAGAGAUAG